Messenger RNA from Camarhynchus parvulus, 3912 nucleotides. It is a transcript of the gene MRPL44, whose product is annotated as mitochondrial ribosomal protein L44. Gene Ontology annotation, molecular function: ribonuclease III activity; double-stranded RNA binding. Gene Ontology annotation, biological process: regulation of gene expression; primary miRNA processing; rRNA processing. NCBI's taxonomy places the organism in Eukaryota, Metazoa, Chordata, Aves, Passeriformes, Thraupidae. The record is from RefSeq and is a predicted model, not a curated record. Gene Ontology annotation, cellular component: nucleus. The coding region runs from base 3 to 986 and encodes 327 amino acids. The transcript has 4 exons.
CCAUGGCCGCGCGGCUGCUCCUGCGGGCGGCGCGGCCGCUCCUGGCCGGGGCCGGGCGGGGCACCGGGCUCGGCACCGCGUUCAGCACCGCGCCGCCCCCCGAAAAGAAGCGGUGGCUCCGGGCGUACCUGGAGCUGCAGCGGCUGCAGGCGCCUCCGCAGCGGCGGUCCGAAAAGCCCAACUGGGAUUACCACGCGGAGAUCCAGGCCUUCAGCCACCGGGUGCAGGAAAACUUCGCCCUGGACCUUCUCAAGACUGCGUUUGUUAACCCCUGCUACAUCGAAAGCGAAGAGGCGAGGCGCCGGCAGCUGGGGCUGGACAAGGACGCGGUCGCUCUUCAGCUCCAGGACAACACCGACCUUGCGGAGCGAGGGCUGCACUUCGCCCGCGCUUACCUGGCGCAGUGCUUUGAAGGCGCCUACCCAGAGUUACCUGCAAAGGGCAUAGAAGCACUGGUUAAUUUUCUGACCAGUCAGGAACUUGUCUCUUAUGUGGCUCAAAACCUGUCCAUACAGGACCUGGCGCUUUGCAGGGAUUUUCCUGCCCCACCAGACGUGCUGCAGAGGACGUUCCUCGCUGUGAUAGGAGCCCUGCUGGAAAGCAGCGGGCCCGAGAGAACCGGGAUCUUUGUCAGGGACUUUUUUAUUCCCCAGCUGAUUGGAAAAGACCUGUUUGAGAUCUGGGAAGUUGUAAAUCCUAUGGGCUUACUGCUGGAAGAACUGACCAAGAGGAAUAUCUCUGCUCCAGAACCAAGAAUUACCCGGCAGCUGGGAGUCAGCACAGUUCUGCCAGUCUACUUUGUUGGGUUGUACUGUGAUAAGAAGAUGUUAGCUGAAGGCCCUGGUGAAACACUGCUGGCUGCAGAGGAGGAGGCUGCACGAGUGGCACUGCGGAAGCUUUAUGGGUACACAGAGAACAGGAGACCUUGGGAUUACUCCAAACCCAAACAAGGAUUGGCAGCUGAAAAGGCAAUCAGCAGUAACUAGAUGCUAAAAGACAUUUCUGGUGUGUCUUAAAAAUCAAUGGCUUCCAUGCUGAAUAUAGGUGUAUUUGGAAAGGCAAAAUACCAAAAGACCAGUUUGUUUUUCAGGUCUUCAGUGCUUGAAACUUCUGAAUCAUAUAUGGUGUUAAAUAAAGUCUUUUCCUUUUGCACACUGUUUAGUGUUUGCUCAUUUUCCUAAAUGUAAAAGAAGUGCCCUUAAUCUGAAUUUUUGCCUUUUGGCUCAGAAGUUUUUCUGUGCAUUGCAGGAGACCAUCUUUAGUGAUGUUUAAUAACCUGUGACAAAAUCUCACUGUACAGAAACAGCUUUCAUGAAUGCUUCCUCUGAGAUUGUUUGGAGAGGAUUGUUAAUAAGCUGAGUUGAAUUAACAUAUGUUACAUCAGCCUUUGGAUUGCAUCUGGAUCAAUUUGUCCUUCACCUUGUGAAAACAUCAGGUAUGAUGAUGAUCCUGACACUGUUGGGGAUUCAAACUUUGAGGUCUCACUGCUUUCAUCCAAAUUUUAUUUGCCAUGCACAUUGGUUUCUGUUGUUGGAGCAUGCUCUGAAGGAUUUUUAAAACUUGUAAAAAUGCCUCUGCUGCAAAAUGAGAAAUAGUGAAAAUUAGGAUCAUCAAGGCCUGAACCUAAAGAAAUUGGAGAACAUGAUUUCAUGAUAGGCUAUGAGAUAAGCUUUUUCUUUUUUUCUCUUUUUUUUCUUUUUGGUACUUUUUCUGCUUAGUCCAUGUUCUUUCAUUUAAGCAGUCCCACGACAGAAGUAUUGGAUUCAGUGAAAUCAGUGUUUGUCUUGUUUGCAACAUCUGUAGCUGUUUUAGCUCCAAAUGAAUGGAAAGACACUUAGGAAUAAUUCAGGUACCUGCAUGAUAUUUCUGUUAAAUGUCAUAGAAACUCAGCAUGUCUACCAGAGGGCAACAGAUGUGUGAGAACUGCAGCUGUUUUGGAAUACUUUUCUUAAAAAAAGAGUGAGCAUCUAUUACAAACUUGUCUGAGCCCUGCAAGGAAGAAGCUGGACGUAGGACCAAGAAGCUGGAUGUUCAGAAGUGUUUCCUGCUUUGUCCCAUUGUGAGCACUGAUUGUAAAGGAAGAUACCAGGUAAAUGAAUGUGCCUUCACUAAGAGGAGAGGGAGAAUCAGGCUGAUGGCCAUUGAUAGUGCUGUCCAUUGCAACACAUCCUUUGCCUUUGGCCCACAAGAUGGAUUUAGGGAAGGACACUUGGCAGCCAAAGGUCCUGGCUGCAGCUGCUGGGCAGGUCUGUGCUGUGACAGUGAGUGCUGGCUGUACCAACCCAGUGGAAAGAGAUUUAUUGGUGUUCUGAGCAGGAGGAGUCUGUGUGUGACCCUGGAUGUCUCCAGCACUCAGUGCCCUGCAUCUGCCCGGUGUGGAACGCAGCUGGGGCUGCAGAGCAGCGAGAGCUCCUGCUGCCCCUGGCUGAGAGGGCACACCAGGGAGGGCUGGAAUGCAAAAAGGAGGGCAGGAAGAUCAGCCCAGCAGAAAAUAUGCACAAAAUUGCUGGUGUUAAAUGAAAAAUUCCACCUAGGCAAUCUGUUACCACUUACAUAAAAGCCAGUAAGGUCACUAUAUUCCAGGGGAAUAAGAGCAAAAUGUGAUAAGAUGGUAAAAUUACUCAUGCUAUUUUUAGUUUCCAGAUGAGGUUAUUGCUCUUUACCUAUUUUAAAAGGACAAUAGUGAAGGAGGAUUUUUCACAGCCCAAGUAACCUACUGCUUUUAUAUACAUAUUUAUGUAUUUUGAGAUGGAGAAGCAAAUUUCAGUCAGUUUACCUUUAAAAACAAUUAAGAUCUGCUUCCUUUGGCUUUAUAGUUUGGAAUGUGAGCAUAAGUCCUAGGAGAAGUGGAAUACUGUGCUGGUAAAAGAUGAGUGAUGCAUGAUAAAUCAGUUUACUGUGUGGCACAUGUAUGGAAUGUAUUAAGAUCAAAUGAAAAGACAAUUUGGGGACAUGGAAAGAAAGGGCUGGGUUUUUAUAGAGGUGUUGACUGAAAAAGGAGUUUUUAUAUGAAAAUGUGUCCCAUUUUCAAGUUUCUAAAGGUCAGAAAAGCAGUUUAUGUGGUAUCUGUGCUUUAAUUUCUGACACUCAUCAUGUAUAUCAGGAUCUACAGCUGUGCUAGUGAGAUCAUUUAUAUAAUUCAGGUUACUAACCUUUUUCCUUGUUUUUUGAAUCAGUAGCCAUAAACCAUAGCAUAGUUAAAAGAUUGGUCAGACCUACAGAAAUCACUAGCUAUAAAGUGUGGUGAAAAUGGCAGCUCAGAAACAUUGUUCGUGAAAUUCCAUGGCAGUUUUGUCUGACAAGUGCUUUGUGAGCUGCUUGCAUUGGCGCUGAGUACAAGUGCAUUUAUGUUUUCCCGUGGUUCUUCCUUUCACAGUCACAUUUUAUUUAUCUUUCAGCGAGACAACAGAUUGAGCAGACUGUCAAUAAUGACUGACAGAAAGGAAUCAGGACAUUUUAUUCUUGCAACCCAUUGAAGAACUAGAUUAUUGUUGCAAAAAUUACAUUUGUAAACUCACUAAACAGUAGGAAACACUAGUAACCUAGACUUGCUUUUUCUCCAAAUGUUAGGUAAAUCCAGUGUUUGAAUGGUCUUGGAUUACUCUUUCUGUCAUCUACAUCCUUUGUCUUUUUUUUUAAGUGUUGUAAAAGUAAUUUUAUUUUGAGAAAGGUAAGAGAAGUUCUAUUCUAUUGGUAGCAGCUAAGUAAUUGGAGAAAAAUUUCUUAAUAUGCUUCCAUGCACUGUUGUUAAGUUGCUUCUGAUCUCAGCAACAGAAGCUGCUCUGUUGCUUCUCUGUGUCUUUGCUCCUGUGUCUCAGCAGUUCAGUGAUGUGACUGAGCACCCAGUUCUAUCUCCUUGCUUUCAGCUGCAGCUUCUGGUUACGAUAACCAGAUGUUUUGCUUCAGUUUUCU